This is a messenger RNA of Coffea eugenioides, 1605 nucleotides long. Its product is annotated as U-box domain-containing protein 8. The record is from RefSeq and is a predicted model, not a curated record. Gene Ontology annotation, molecular function: ubiquitin-protein transferase activity. The transcript has a single exon. Gene Ontology annotation, biological process: protein ubiquitination. The coding region runs from base 163 to 1269 and encodes 368 amino acids. Gene Ontology annotation, cellular component: cytoplasm; nucleus. NCBI's taxonomy places the organism in Eukaryota, Viridiplantae, Streptophyta, Magnoliopsida, Gentianales, Rubiaceae.
AAACCCUCUCUCUCUCUCUCUCUCUCUCACCUCCACACACACCGUGUCACAUAGUGCACACAGUACACACGCCAUUUACGCUCGAAAACACCGCAGAUAUAUGCAGACUGAGUGAUUGGGUGAGAGAGGGAGGGGUGGUAAAAGAUUUGAGAGCAAAGAAAAAUGGCAACCCAGUUUCCGGACGACUUUAAAUGCCCCAUUUCCCUCGAGAUAAUGUCUGACCCGGUUAUUCUCUCAUCGGGCCAUACCUUUGAUCGCUCCUCAAUCCAACGGUGGCUUGACGCCGGCCAUCGUACAUGUCCGAUUACUAAACUACCCCUCUCCGAGCCACCUUCCCUCAUCCCCAACCACGCCCUUCGGAGCUUAAUUUCCAGUUAUACCCUCGUCCCUCUCCCCGAAGCCCAUACCAACCCGGACCCGAAUUCCUUAAUCCGAACCAUCGUCUCCGUUUCUUCUCAUCUGGUCUGCAAGCUCGACUCGCUCGACCAGCUGGGUCGCCUCUGUAAACGGGAUUCCUCAAUUCGCCGCCGACUGACUGAGUCCGGAGCUGUGUCAGCUGUUUUGAACUGCGUCAACGCCGACGACACCUCACUCCAAGCAAAAGCCCUCCAUUUGCUGCUUAACUUGAGCUUGGAUGACGAUAACAAAGUCGGGCUCGUCGCCGAAGGGGUUGUCGGAAAAUUAGUCGCCGCUGUUCGCUCUGGCUACGGUGACUCCCGUGCUGUGGCAGCUACGGUGUUGACCAGCCUCGCGGUGGUGGAAGUCAACAAGGCCACAAUCGGGGCGUACCCGAAAGCCAUUUCGGGCCUAAUCGGGCUUCUCCGGGCCGGGAAUGGAAGGGAGAGAAAAGAGGCCGCCACAGCUCUGUUCACCCUCUGCUCCUUCGCCGAUAAUCGGGUUCGGGCCGUGGAGAAUCGGGCCGUUCCGAUACUAAUCCAAAAUGCGAGUUCGGGACUAGGGCGGGCCGUGGAAGUUUUGGGCUUGCUGGCAAAAUGUGCAGAGGGCAGAAAAGAAAUGCUAGACUAUGAUGGGUUUUUGGAAAUUUUGAUUUUUGUAUUGAAAAAUGGGAGUUCAAGAGGGGUACAAUAUGGGCUUUUGACUAUAAAUUUGUUGUGUAGUUGUAGUGAAAGAAUGUGUUUGGAAGUUUUAAGAGAAGGCAUUUUUGAGAUUUGUUUGGGGUUGUUGGAAGAUGAUAAUGAGAAGGUGAGAAGAAAUGCAAAAAAUUUGAUCCAAGUACUGCAAGGGAAGAAUAGAAGAAAUCUUAGCUGAAUUGGAAAGUCCAAUUUACUUUUUAGGGGUUGGAGGUGAAAUGUGAAGUUUUUUGGUGAUUAUGAUAUGGUGGAUAACUAUGAUGAAUUUGGGAAAAUUCAAGUUUCAAUUAGAGGUUAGUCACACUUCUUUUUUCUUUCUUCCUUUUGGGGAGGGGGAGGUGGUUGGGUUGUUUUGGGUGGGUGGACGGGCGGGCUGGCUAAUUUGUCUAGGUUUACUAUUUUUGGUUGAUACUGUUUGUUUCUUUUUCCUUAUUUGUACAAAAGAUUAGGUUUUUCCUUGAAAAUCUUGUUCUUUUGUUGUAUAUUUUUCCAAUAAAAAGGAUGGUAUCCAAAU